Messenger RNA from Linepithema humile (Argentine ant), 4157 nucleotides. It is a transcript of the gene Burs, whose product is annotated as bursicon. Gene Ontology annotation, biological process: animal organ morphogenesis; G protein-coupled receptor signaling pathway. NCBI's taxonomy places the organism in Eukaryota, Metazoa, Arthropoda, Insecta, Hymenoptera, Formicidae. The record is from RefSeq and is a predicted model, not a curated record. Gene Ontology annotation, molecular function: G protein-coupled receptor binding; neuropeptide hormone activity; BMP binding. Gene Ontology annotation, cellular component: bursicon neuropeptide hormone complex; extracellular region.
UAUAGUGUAUAAAAGCUCAAGACGUAGGGCUUACAAGCACAGUAAAGUACUAAGAAGAGAAGGCAAUGUAUCGCCCAAGAAGCAAGUUCUUCUGUUACCUCGUGAUUAAUGGAUUCCUGAUAUGCCUGUUGUCCGAGAGCGUACAAGCAAUUGUUGGAGUUGACGAAUGUCAGGCGACACGAGUGAUACACUUCCUUGAAUAUCCAGGUUGUGUUCCAAAGCCAAUUCCCAGUUACGCAUGCAGAGGACGUUGCAGCAGUUACCUACAAGUGUCCGGGUCCAAAAUGUGGCAAAUGGAGAGAAGCUGCAUGUGUUGUCAAGAGAGCGGCGAGAGAGAGGCUAGUGUGUCCCUGUUCUGUCCGCGAGCGAAGCCAGGGGAGAAGAAGUUCCGGAAGGUAAUCACCAAGGCGCCGCUGGAAUGUAUGUGCAGACCGUGCACCAGCGUGGAGGAAUACGCGAUAGUCCCUCAGGAGAUCGCGGGAUUCGCCGAUGAGGGACCGUUCACAACAUCCGCACAUUUUAGAAGAUCCUCCGGCUUGCAAUGAGUAUAUCUUUUUCCACAUAUAUAAAUUUUUUCUCUCGUCAAAAUUAUAUCGCAUAUUGAUAUGUAAAACGCGACUAAAUCUCUGCGUUUAAUCGCUCGGUGUUGUGAAAAAAGAAAAAAAUAAUGAAACGUGCAAAAAUUCUCAAACGUGCCAUGUUAAUUCCCCAAGUUGAAUCGAAACACAAUUGAGGCUGUAAUAAAUUUAAAUAUAUGCAAUGCGUAUAGUUCUUUCAGGAAUAUUUUUUUCCUCGUAAACCGAAAGAAAAGUUUUAUUGCGACGAGUUACGGUUUAUUUUCGCCCAAUCGUGUUCAAUGAGCGGCAAGAAUAAUUAACAACGGUUUGUCAUGGAGUUCUUUUUUUUUAUUUUUUUAUAGAUAUGGCUUAUAUGUACGUAUGUAUAAGUGUGUGUGUGUGUACCUAUGCGAAGUGUGUCAUCCGAGUCCUUAGCGAUAUUUUUAUUUAUAUUAUGUAUAUGUAAAUCUAUACGUACGUAAGUACACGCAGAUAUACGAGUGUAUAUAGCGAUAUAUGUGCGUGUUCAUACGUGAGAAAAAUGUGUUUCAACGCAAUGUGUCGUCGCACACGUUGUGUCGUAUGCAACAUUGCGAGAGACAAGCUCCAGCGUCCGUAACCUCUGUGAUUCAUACCUGCUUCCAGUUUACAGUCUCGUUCAAUUAUUUACAAAUGAUAACUCCUUACUUUUUUAGUCAUUAUCCGCACUUAUCCACAUAUUUUAACAUUUUCUUUUAUUUAUAUAUAAAUUAAUGUAUUUUAUAUUUGCAUGUGGUUCAUAAGUGCACCACAUACGUACCACUCAUAUGAAUCUUACACAGCCAUUCUCGCGACAUUCAUUCGUUAUUAACUUUUCCCAAUUCUCCAUCUCUUCGUACAUAGCAGCUAAGAGUCGUACAAUUUCAAUUCUAUUUAAUCGCGAAAAGAGAGAAAAGAAAGAAAAAUUGGAUUAAAGAAAAUCUCAGUUACUUCAAACUGCCGCUAUUUACGAAAUAUAUCAAUAAUUUUAAUAAAGUUUCAGUCGAGUCGUAAUUCCAAAAGAAAAAGAGGUUUAUCUAAAUUCUUUAACUUAGUUUAACAAAAAAAAAGACUGUGCUGCAUUCGCAGCAAGUUUCACUGCUACAAAAAUGAACAACUUGAAAAGGAAUACUAAACAUUUGAACAAUAUAUAUUUAUAUAAACAAUAUAUAUAUAGAGAGAAGCUAUAUAUAUUGAGAUAUUAUUGAAAAGUUAUAUGCCUGUUGUCAUAUGCACCGUCAAUAAUAUAAUGCACCGAUUCACAUUUCUAAAAUGAGACCUUGAUGUCAUGUCAGAUUAUUUUAGGUUACAAAAGCAGAAAAGAUUGUUCGACGUAUAUUUUCGCCAAUGUAUUUUUUAGCAUACGAAACCAACAAAUCUCUCGAUAAGAUCUAUUUUGUGGAUCAUUGUUUUUUUUAAUGUUUAAAAUAUCACAAGUAUUUAAGAGAAAAUUUGCAAAUAUUCUCGAGAGAAUAUAAAUCGUUCAAUAACUGUUCAGAUUAAUAAUUUACUGAGAAAUUCUUUCAACAUUUCAACAGUUUUCCUUCAUUCAUAUAUAAAUUAGUCUAAUUUAUAUUUAUUUAUGGUUAUAAAGUGGGCUACAUACGUAACUUAUGCACAUUUUGUACACAAUACAUCCAUGAACAAUGUUUUUAGAGAUGUAUCGCAUAAAAUACGCAUGAAUAUAUUACGUAUGUGUACUUAAAAUGCAUAUAUAAAUAUAAAAAACAUUAAUUUAUAUACAAGAAAAAUGUUAAAAUAAUAUGGAUAAGUAAAUAAAUGAUUGCAAAAUUUGCCGGUAUUGUUAAUCUGAGCAGUUAUUGAACGACUUAUAAUCUGUCGAGAAUGUUGGCAAAUUUUUAAGACUCAAAAUACUUGCGAUAUUUUAAACAUUAAAAAGAUAUAUCUCAUAAAUUCAUCAAAUAAUUUUAAUUUGAACAUCAUUGUUAAAACGUCAAUUGUAUAAUUUAUAUUGAUAUUUGAAGUAUUAAAAAAACAAUGUUUUUGAUUAAUUUAGAGAAGAAUUGAUCUUAGAGAUUUAUUGGUUUCAUAUACUAAAAAAUAUACUUGAAACAUGAAAAAAAAUUGCGAAUAUUUUCGAAACAAUAUAAAACAUGCAAUCAGUCAUAACAGCAGACGUUCAAAUAAACAGAAUGUUCUCUGAUAAAUAUAUAACAAGAAAGAAAUACCUUUAUAUACGAUAUACGAACGUAUAUCGAGAUUAUUUUCCUUUUUUUUUUCUUUGCGAUAGAAUAGAAAUUAUAUGAAUCUUAGUGCUGCUACAUAUAUGGAGCGGAAAAGUUCUCUGCUUUAGUCUGCCAAAAUAAUCUAUCAGGCACAUCAAAAUCCUAUUUUAGAAGUGCAAAUAUAUAUAACUGCGUAGAUGAUGAGCUCACUGGAUAUAUAUAUUGUUAUUAUAUAUUAUUGAGUAAAAGUUCGGAAAGACAUAUGCAUAGAACAAAAAAAUACUGAUGAACAGUAAUUUUCAUGUGUGAAUUGAGCAGAAAGAGCAUAACUGCAAACUGAUUAUAUUAUUUAACAAUAUAUAUUUAUAAUAAAGCAACAUAUAUAAUAUUAUACAUAAUAAAAUAUAAUAUAUAUUGUUACAAUACAAUAUAUAUUGUUAAAUAUAUAAUCAGUUUGCAGUUGUUUCACUAUUUUCGAACCUUUUGAUUAUAAAAGUCAACUCUUUUUACGAGUAAAAUUCAUUCAAGUAAUUCCUUUUAUAUCAAGCUAAGUUAAACAAUUUAAAUAUAACGAAUCCUUAAAAAAUUAUGAAUCGACUCAGACUUCAUUAAAAUUAUUAAUACGUAUUGAGAGAAACUAUAUACAUCUUCACGAACCUGUGCAGACACAUAUGCUCAACUCAGUCUCUCCUAUACGAGCACAUUCGAAACGAAAGUGAGCUCAUGCUGUACCUCAAAUCAGUUUAAUAACAAUUUUAUACAAUACGAUGCUACAGCAUUUACCACGGGGAUACAUCCAAACGUUCCCACGUACCGUGCUCUACUUUUCUCAUUCACUCUCUUCUUCUCUGCGAUUAUAAAUAGCUAGUGUUAAAAAAUAGUACUUCAAUAUGCACAUCAUUUGUAAUCUUUCGUUUUCUAACUUCAACGUGUUCUAGAUUACAGAUCCUAAUUCCGCAAUAUAUAUCCAUCUCGCUUUCGCUCUAUCCCAUUUUGUCGUGUAUAUUCCGUUUCUUAUAAUACAUUAUAAGUUCUUAUUUGCAAAGAUAUAAAUUAGUAAUUUUGUUAUAUAUCGUAUUCCGUUACAAUAGGAAGAACCAUGUCGCUGUCAGUAUCAGACUUGGUUAUCUCGGUAGCUGUUUUCUUCUCUCUUCCCUCCUCCUCUCUCUUUUACUUUCCAAAUUUAAUCCAUUUAAAAUUGACCUACUCGGUUGCGUACUCCGAUCUGCAAUUCGUUAACUAUAAAUCGUGUAACAAGCACUUCGGUUGUGAUCCGUGAUAUAGCGUUAAUAUAAUUGGAAGUAGCGUUGAGUCUUCUCAAUUCCAAGCAUGGAAAAGAGACGCAUAUAUUUCCGGUUCUAUUGAGCGAUUGACCUACCUCGCUGCAGACAUUUUU